AUGGCAGCUGCUGCAGCGUCUGCUGCAGGGGACCCUGCUGCAGCAGGUGCAGCACAGGAAGCAGCAGCAGCAGCAGCAGCAGAGGCUGCAGCAGCCCCCGACGCAGCAGCAGGCGCAGACGUAGAUGCAGCAGCAGCAGCAGCUGCUGCUGCUGCAGCAAACACUGCAGGAGCCCCGGACGCAGCACCUGAGUCAGGCGGAGGUGCAGCAGAAGCAGCAGCAGCAGCAGCAGCAGCAGCAGCAGCAACGGGGGACUUGUCUUUGUAUGUAGAAACAGAUGAAGACUUAUCCGAAGCAGAACUCUCCUUGACUCUGGGGGCCCCCAGGGGGCCCCCAACUGCAGCAGCAGAACAGGGGGGCCCCCCCCAGGGGCCCCCCUGCUGCACUCAUAUAUACCGACUGAACCAGCAGCAGCAGCGAGCCCACAGGGGCCGCAGGGGCUUUGAGGGGGCCCCCCUCCCGCUGCUGCUGCCGCGCCUGCUAGCCUCUGGGGGCCCCCCUGGGGGCCCCCCCUGGGGCCCCUCCCUCGGGGCUGCUGCAGCAGCAGGCGCAGGGGAGGAAGCAGCAGCAGCUGCUGCAGCAAGUGCUGCAGCAGGCGCUGUAGGAGAUGCUGCAGCAGGUGCUGCAGCAGGUGCUGCAGCAGGUGCUGCAGCAGAGGGCAGCGGGGAAGCAGCAGCAGCAGCAGCAGCAACUGAAGCAUCUUUCUGGAAGCAAGGGUCCACCCCGCUGCGUACCCUCAUGGAGAUGCUCUCAGCAGCUUCCUUGGGGGCCCCUGGGGGCCCCCCAGGGGCCCCCGGGGGCCCCCCAGGGGCCCCCGGGGGCCCCCAAACCCAAACAAGUACCCUCAGCUGCAGCAGCCCCAGCAGAAGCUCCAGCUUUCCAAACUCUGGGGGGCCCCCCGAGGCCCCAGGCCCCACGGUGGGUGACUUUGGCAGCAGGGGCCCCCAGGGGCCCCCAGGGGGCCCCAGAAGGGGGCCCCCCGAGGCCCCAGGGGCCCCUGCUUCCCUUGGGGGCCCCCCGGGGGCCCCCAAUGGCCUAAAAGCGAUUUUGGGGGCCCCUAGGGGCCCCUAG
Molecule: messenger RNA, 1071 nt
Organism: Eimeria necatrix
Lineage: Eukaryota; Apicomplexa; Conoidasida; Eucoccidiorida; Eimeriidae
Exons: 1
Coding region: 1-1071 (356 amino acids)
Source: RefSeq, a predicted model, not a curated record